This is a messenger RNA of Danio aesculapii, 4887 nucleotides long. Its product is annotated as gastrula zinc finger protein XlCGF57.1-like. Gene Ontology annotation, biological process: regulation of transcription by RNA polymerase II. Gene Ontology annotation, molecular function: DNA-binding transcription factor activity; RNA polymerase II cis-regulatory region sequence-specific DNA binding. The record is from RefSeq and is a predicted model, not a curated record. The transcript is spliced from 4 exons. Lineage: Eukaryota; Metazoa; Chordata; Actinopteri; Cypriniformes; Danionidae. Bases 50 to 3847 code for a protein of 1265 amino acids.
ACAGAGAAAAACUCCUGCUGAAGCGACUGAUCUCCACACUGUUAUAAAGAUGGUGUUUAUUAAAGAGGAGAGUGAAGAUGUGAAGAUUGAAAAAACAUUCAGAGUCAAACAGGAAGAUCUGCAGGAACAAACAGACUUAAUUGAAGAGAAUGAGGGGAGUAAAGAGGAGGAACAUCAUGACAAAAUUGAGGAAAAAAGUAAAUUACAGACUGAUGGUAUUUUGAAAAGGGGAGACAGGAAUUGUUUCACCUGCACUCAGUGUGGAAAGAGUUUUGGAAGACAAAGCAGUCUUAAAAUUCACAUGAGGAUCCACACUGGAGAGAAACCAUUCACAUGCACCAAGUGUGGGAAGACUUUCAGCCAAAUAUCAUCCCUUAAUCAACACAUGAGGAUCCACACUGGAGAGAAACCAUUCACAUGCACCCAGUGUGGGAAGACUUUCAGACAAAUAACAGCCCUUAGCAAACACAAAAAAAUCCACACUGGAGAGAAAUCUUUCACAUGCACUCAGUGUGGGAAGAGUUUCAGCCAAUCAUCAUCCCUUAAUAGUCACAUGAGGAUCCACACUGGAGAGAAACCAUUCACAUGCACUCAGUGUGGGAAGAGUUUCAGCACAUCAUCAUCCCUUAAUCUACACAAGAUGAUUCACACUGGAGAGAAACCAUUCACAUGCACUCUGUGUGGGAAGAGUUUCAUCCAAUCAUCAUCCUUUAAUCUACACAUGAGGAUUCACACUGGAGAGAAACCCUUCACAUGCACCCAUUGUGGGAAGAGUUUCAUCCGCUCAUUAUCCCUUGAUCUACACAUGAUGAUCCACACUGGAGAGAAACCCUUCACAUGCACCCAGUGUGGGAAGAGUUUCAGCCAAUCAUCACACCUUAAUCAACACAUGAUGAUCCACACUGGAGAGAAACCCUUCACAUGCACCCAGUGUGGGAAGAGUUUCAGCCAAUCAUCACACCUUAAUCAACACAUGAUGAUCCACACUGGAGAGAAACCCUUCACCUGCACUCUGUGUGGGAAGAGUUUCAGCCAAUCAUCAUACCUUAAUCUACACAUGAUGAACCACACUGGAGAGAAACCAUUCACAUGCACUCAGUGUGGGAAGCGUUUCAGCAAAUCGUCAUCCCUUAAUCUACACAUGAGGAUCCACACUGGAGAGAAACCUUUCACAUGCACUCAGUGUGGGAAGAGUUUCAGCCAAUCAUCACACCUAAAAAAACACAUGAGAAUCCACACUGGAGAGAAACCAUUCACAUGCAUCCAGUGUGGUAAGAGUUUUAACUGCUCAUCAUCCCUUAAUCAACACAUGAGAAUCCACACUGGAGAGAAAUCAUUCACAUGCACUCACUGUGGGAAGAGUUUCAACCAACCAUCAAACCUUAAUCACCACAUGAAGAUCCACACUGGAGAGAAACCAUUCACAUGCACUCAGUGUGGGAAGAGUUUCAGCAUAUCAUCAUCCCUUAAUCUACACAUGAGGAUCCACACUGGAGAGAAACCUUUCACAUGCACUCAGUGUGGGAAGAGUUUCAGCCAAUCAUCACACCUUAAAAAACACAUGAGAAUCCACACUGGAGAGAAAUCAUUCACAUGCACUCACUGUGGGAAGAGUUUCAACCAACCAUCAAACCUUAAUCACCACAUGAGGAUCCACACUGGAGAGAAACCAUUCACAUGCACUCAGUGUGGGAAGAGUUUCAGCAUAUCAUCAUCCCUUAAUCUACACAUGAGGGUCCACACUGGAGAGAAACCAUUCACAUGCACUCUGUGUGGGAAUAGUUUCAGCCAAUCAACAAGCCUUAAUGAACACAUGAAGAUCCACACCGGAGAGAAACCAUUCACUUGCACUCAGUGUGGGAAGAGUUUCAUCCGCUCGUCAUCCCUUAAUAUACACAUGAGGAUCCACACUGGAGAGAAACCAUUCAAAUGCACUCAGUGCAGUCUUAAAAUUCACAUGAUGAUCCACACUGGAGAGAAACCAUUCACAUGCACUCAUUGUGGAAAAAGUUUCAGCCAAUUAUCAUCCCUUAAUCAACACAUGAGGAUCCACACUGGAGAGAAACCAUUCACUUGCACUCAGUGUGGGAAGAGUUUCAGCCAAUCAUCAUCCCUUAAUCUACACAUGAUGAGCCACACUGGAGAGAAACCAUUCACUUGCACUCAGUGUGGGAGAAGUUUCAUCCAAUCAUCAGACCUUAAUAAACACAUGAGGAUCCACACUGGAGAGAAACCAUUCACUUGCACUCAGUGUGGGAAGAGUUUCAGCCAAUCAUCAUCCCUUAAUCCACACAUGAUGAGCCACACUGGAGAGAAACCAUUCACAUGCACUCAGUGUGGAAAAAAAUUUCACUGCUCUUCACACCUUAAUCUACACAUGAGGAUCCACACUGGAGAGAAACCAUUCACUUGCACUCAGUGUGGGAGGAGUUUCAGCCAAUCAUCAGACCUUAAUAAACACUCGAAGACCCACACUGGAGAGAAACCGUUCACAUGCACUCAGUGUGGGAAAAGUUUUCACUGCUCUUCACACCUUAAUCAACACAUAAGGAUCCACACGGGAGAGAAACCAUUCACUUGCACUCAGUGUGGGAGGAGUUUCAGCCAAUCAGCACACCUUAAUCAACACAUGAUGAUCCACACUGGAGAGAAACCAUUCACAUGCACUCAUUGUGGAAAAAGUUUCAGCCAAUCAUCAUCCCUUGAUCAACACAUGAGGAUCCACACUGGAGAGAAACCAUUCACAUGCACUCAGUGUGGGAAGAGUUUCAACCGAUCAGCAAACCUUAAUAAACACAGAAAGAUUCACACUGACAAGAAUCACUUCACCUGCACUCAGUGUGGAAAGAGUUUUGGAAGAAAAGGCAAAUUUAGGAUUCACAUGAGGAUCCACACUGGAGAGAAACCAUUUACAUGCACUCAGUGUGGGAAGAGUUUCAACCAAUCAUCACACCUUAAUCAACACAUGAGGAUCCACACUGGAGACAAACCAUUCACAUGCACUCAGUGUGGGAAGAGUUUUAACUGCUCAUCACACCUUAAUCAACACAUGAGGAUCCACACUAGAGAGAAACCAUUCACAUGCACCCAGUGUGGGAAGAGUUUCAGCCAAUUAUCAAACUUUAAUCUACACAUGAGGAUCCACACUGGAGAGAAACCAUUCUCAUGCACUCAGUGUGGGAAGAGUUUUAACUGCUCAUCAAACCUUUAUCAACACAUGAGGAUCCACACUGGAGAGAAACCAUUCACAUGCACUCAGUGUGGGAAUAGUUUCAGCAAAUCAUCAUCCCUUAAUCUACACAUGAUGAGCCACACUGGAGAAAAACCAUUCACAUGCACCUCAUGUGGGAAGUGUUUCAACCGCUCAUCACACCUUAAUCACCACAUGAGGAUCCACACUGGAGAGAAACCAUUCACAUGCACUCUGUGUGGGAAAAGUUUCAGCCAAUUAUCAUCUCUUAAUAAACACAUGAGGAUCCACACUGGAGAGAAACCAUUUACUUGCACUCAGUGUGGGAAGAGUUUCACCCAGUCAUCAAACUUUAAUAUACACAUGAGGAUCCACACUGGAGAGAAACCAUUCACUUGCACUCAGUGUGGGAAGAGUUACAGCCAAUCAUCAUCCCUUAAUCUACACAUGAUGAGCCAUACUGGAGAAAAACCAUUCACAUGCACUUCAUGUGGGAAGUGUUUCAUCCACUCAUCACACCUUAAUCGACACAUGAGGAUCCACACUGGAGAGAAGCCAUUCACAUGCACUCAGUGUGGGAAGAGUUUCGGCCAAUCAUCAUCCCUAAAUCAACACAUGAGGAUCCACACUAGAGAGAAACCAUUCACUUGCACUUAAGCCGUGGUCACACUGGACUUUUCUCCCCAUAGACUUCCAUUUAUACACACGCGAAUGCGUCAGACCGGAAACGCAAGUUCGUGUGUCAAGUUUCGCAGUUCUCUGCUUUGUAAAGUUCAAGCUUGGUGAACUAUGACCUGUGAAAUUGCAUCACUUGACUGUGUGAGACCAAUCAAAGAUCAAUACAUAACCUCUCUGGACAGUAAUGUAAAAUAUGGACCAAUCACUCACUUCUUUAGUGUCUAAUCUUUUUGUUGAAUCCCGCCCCUUUUCGCAGCGCUGUACAACAGAAUUUUGCAUGCUCAAACCCGUGACCACAACUUCGGCUUUCAACAACUCCUCAGACCUUAAUAAACACAUGAAGACCCACAAUGGAGAGAAACCAUUCGCAUGCGCACUCAGUGUGGGAAGAGUUUCAACCGAUCAGCAAACAUUAAUAAACACAUGAAGAUCCACACUAGAGAAGUGAAGAGAAGUUUAUUACAGCUCCACAAUUGAAACUGCACCAGACGUUUCACACUGGAGAGACCGUACAAGUGUUCACACUGUGACAAGAGGUUUAAUCAGUUAACACAUCUGAAAACACAAAAGAGGAUUCACACUGGAGAAGAGCUGCACAAUUAAUCGUAAAAAUAUUGCGAUCUCUAUUCGACCCCCUAGACGAUCUUAAUUCAGCAUUUCUACGAUUUUGUCAAUCAUAUUUUCAAGAUCAGGAGAGAAGCAAAGGUGGCCGCACAAGUCUUCACUUUGUUUUACAUACUUUGUUCAGCAACGUGGACACCUCCAAAUGGUGUUGGAAGAGUCACAUGCUGUAUUUUUAAUUUCUGUCUUCAUAUAAUGAUGUAUUUGCAACUGCAAAAUCACACAUGACGCGAGCUGACUGUCAGCUGUUACCACAGAGAGGGCAGGUACGCGCCUGUGAAUUAAGUCUACUUUAGUGAACAGAACUUACAUAGGCUGUGAAUAACAGGUAAUAAAGUUGUAAAUAACAUUCAGUUUGUGGCACAGAGUGAUUGUUUGGGAGCCACGGGGGAAGCAUG